AUCAUACCCGUAUUAUCAUCGGGAAACUGAAAUGUCACACUAAGAAAAAAUUCUUCUUUUUGCAGAGAAAAUCUAAAAUCUCAGCCUCUCGCAAGCUCAUGUUGAAGAGCUUGAUGGUCGCCAUGGCCAAGGAGGGGCUGGAGCAGGAGCUGGAAGAAAAAGAGGAACAGAAGUCCAAAUACCUGGAAGAAAAAUCUCCUCCUAUACAGACCAGUGGCAUGUCCUUGGUAGAGCUAAAGACGUUAUGUGAAGAGCUGCAUGCCAAAAUAGACGUGGUGGACGAGGAGCGGUACGAUAUUGAAGCCAAAGUCUCGCACAACAACAGAGAGAUCAAAGACCUGAACAUCAAGGUACUGGACCUGCGAGGGAAGUUCAAGAGACCCAACCUGAGAAGGGUGAGGGUCUCUGCUGAUGCCAUCCUGCGCUCACUGCUGGGCUCCAAACACAAGGUCUCUUUGGAUCUGCGGGCUAAUCUUAAAUCAGUCAAGAAGGAGGACACAGAAAAGGAGAAGACGGCGGAGGUGAGUGAUUGGAGGAAGAAUGUGGAAGCCAUGUCGGGCAUGGAGGGCCGCAAGAAGAUGUUUGAUGCAGCAGCGGGCCCCAACCAGUAAAUGGAUGCUAUUAAAGAAAAGGCAGGCUUUUUAUGAUACGUCCAAUACCUUCACUUAACAGCACUGAACAUACAGAAACUCUCCAGUACUUCACAUGGUCACAGAGGUUAUCUAAUCUGUACAGUCCCCACAUUUCUGUGUGUUUUGUUUCAUUAUCACUGAAAUAAACACAGCAUAUGCAGUCUC
Molecule: messenger RNA, 797 nt
Organism: Dicentrarchus labrax (European seabass)
Lineage: Eukaryota; Metazoa; Chordata; Actinopteri; Moronidae
Product: troponin I, slow skeletal muscle-like
Exons: 5
Coding region: 99-611 (170 amino acids)
Biological process (GO): muscle contraction
Cellular component (GO): troponin complex
Source: RefSeq, a predicted model, not a curated record